AUGGACCUGCAUGAGAGGCAAUGCAGAGGGUGGAAAGGGAAGCUGGGUGGGGGAAAAACCAUGCACGCAACUGAUGGAUCCAGACUAGAAGAAAGAGGAGCAGCGCAGGGAGGUGCAACAAGGAGGAGGAGGAGGAGGAGGAGGAGGAGGAGGAGGAGGAGGAGGAGGAGGAGGAGGAGGAGGAGUAGGAGGAAGAUGAGGAGGAGGAGGAGGAGAAGGAGGAGGAGGAGGAGGAGGAGGUGGAGGAGGAAGAGAAGGAGGAGGAGGCGGGGGAGGAGGAGGAGGAGGAGGAGGAGGUGGAGGAGGAGGUGGAGGAGGAGGAGGAGGUGGAGGAGAAGGAGGAGGAGGAGGAGAAGGAGAAGGAGGAGGAGGAGGGUAAGGAGGAGGUUUACGAUUUACAAAAGAGAAGAUGGGAGGUACAGGAAUCUGCCGGAAUCUCACCACCUCCCUUCAUCCCUUGCCGCUCUCUCUCAGACCUCUACUCAUAGCUGCUGUCCUCUCUCUAGGUUUCCAGUUCUCCCUGUGUUACCUUUGUCCCUGCCUGUUAUCCUUCCUCUCCCAUCUCUUGAUCUCCACUCCUCUCUCCAGUCGUUGCUCACUUUGAUGCUCUCACUAUGUGAUAAGCUCUAG
Messenger RNA from Closterium sp. NIES-65, 630 nucleotides. Lineage: Eukaryota; Viridiplantae; Streptophyta; Zygnematophyceae; Desmidiales; Closteriaceae. The record is from the annotation of a GenBank genome assembly.